Molecule: messenger RNA, 765 nt
Organism: Plasmodium malariae
Lineage: Eukaryota; Apicomplexa; Aconoidasida; Haemosporida; Plasmodiidae
Source: the annotation of a RefSeq genome assembly
AAUGAGAAAAUUUUUAUACUUAAAAAAUAUUUACAUUUUUUUAUGUUUUUUUAGAGGUUUAAAAAAUGUUUAGAUGAGAAAUAUAUUCUUCAUAGAAAAUUAGAUACAAAAAUUUUUCGACUAUUAGGAAACUUUAAAAAGGGUAUUUAUUCAAAUACUAAUUUACCAUAUAAUAUAAAAUAUAAGAGCGUAAAAUUAUUUAGAAUCAGUAAAAAAGGGGAAAAAGAGAAAAAGAAGCAAUUAUAUGAAAGUUCAUUAAUUAAGGAGGAAAUUAUUAAGCGACUUAUGAAACAUAAAUGCACCAUAUAACAUAAAACAUAUUCAUAUUAUGAGAAAAAAAUAAUGAAUGGACAUAAUGAUAUAGAUUUUUUAAAAAAAAUGAUGUUAGUUAAUGAUAAGUUUCACAGAAAAUUAAAACGUAGAAAAUAUGGAUUACAAUUAUUAUUAUUAUUUUUAUUAGUGAUACAUGUAUUAGAUUUAUAAUUUAGGCUUUGAGGAUAAGAAGGGGGUAUGAUGGAGGCAUUAAGGUUGUUAGUUGUAAUAUUUGAUACCGAUUCGAGUAGUUAUAAUGUAACAUGAAAAAUAUUUCAUUGGUUAUAUUUGAGUGAAUGCAGUGCCUCAACGAAAAUGUUAGUAUUUCCUAUUUUUCUAUAUUGCAUUCCUUUAUUUAUAUUAGUUGUUGUGUUUAUAUUAGGGAUAUUUUAUUACUAUAAAAAAGCUACAAUAUAUGAAAAUAUAAUGUUUAGAAAACGAUUAAAUGAAUAA